Molecule: messenger RNA, 5456 nt
Organism: Lagopus leucura (white-tailed ptarmigan)
Lineage: Eukaryota; Metazoa; Chordata; Aves; Galliformes; Phasianidae
Gene: PCNX4
Product: pecanex 4
Exons: 11
Coding region: 153-3704 (1183 amino acids)
Cellular component (GO): membrane
Source: RefSeq, a predicted model, not a curated record
CUGAGGGAACCGGUGGGGCCGGGGUGCGGGGCAGCGCUCCACCGUCCUCCUCCUCCUGCCGCAGGCUCGGCCCCGUUCCCCUUCUCCCCGAGCUGCUCGGAGCCCAGGCCCGAGGAAAAAUGAUACUCAUCCAGCAUUCCUGAGUAAUAAGAAUGGGUCCAGAUGUACCGCUGCUCAAUGAUUACAAGCAGGAGUUCUUCUUGAAGCGCUUUCCGCAGACUGUGCUGGGAGGUCCCCGCUUUAAGCUGGGCUAUUGUGCCCCUCCUUACGUAUAUGUGAAUCAGAUCAUUCUUUUCUUGAUGCCAUGGGUUUUGGGAGGAGUAGGAACGCUUCUGUACCAAUUAGACAUUAUGAAAGACUAUUAUACUGCAGCACUUUCAGGAGGACUGAUGUUUGCCACUGCGCUUAUUCUUCAGAUGGCAAAUCUAUAUGCAAAACAGAAAACAGUGACAGUAGAAAGAAUGCAAAUCCAGAAUGCUCUAACAGAUGAAGAUGAGUUUGAAUUUUCCAGCUGUGUAGGUUCAGAGACAAUAAAAUUUAUUAUUCCUGGAAAGAAAUACAUCAUCAACACUGUAUUCCAUUCGCUUCUGGCAGGGGUAUUGUGCGGGCUGGGAACUUGGUAUUUGCUGCCAAACAGAAUAACCUUGCUGUAUAACAACAUAGGAGGAACUGUUAUGAUCUUUGUGUUUGGAUGGGUGACUGUAUGUAUAGCAGAGUAUUCGUUAAUCGUAAAUACAGCUACUGAGACUGCUACUUUCCAAGCGCUGGAUACUUACGAAAUCACCGCUCUGAUGAGGCCUUUCUAUAUUUUUGUCUUUAUUGCAGUGGAUCUUGCACACAGGUUUGCUGUCAACGCACCCAUUCUAGAGCAGGCAAACCAGAUUUUGCACGUCGUAUUUCUUUGUCUGCCGUUCUUGUGGGCAAUGGGAAUUCUGCCCCCGCUUGACGCGCUUUUUCUGUGGGGAAUGGAACAACUGUUGGAGUUUGGACUAGGAGGUUCACCUAUGUCAAGUAACACAAAGUUGUUAGUAAUGUUUCUCAUUUCUGCUGGAACAGCAAUAGCAUCGUAUUUCAUUCCCAGCACUCUCGGUGCGAUCCUCUUCAUGACUGGAUUUGGGUUCAUACUGAGUCUUAACCUAAGCGAGAUUGGCUUUGCCUUCAAACGCCCCAUGAGCAGCCGUUUAGCCUCCAGCAAAUCUAAAGAUAUGCAUAGUGGUCUUAGAAUACAGCUUGGGUGGAGGGAGUUGAUUUUUUAUUUGACUGUACUGACACUUGCUCUCACAGAAGCUAGCCUGCUGCAUCAGUUUGCAGGCUUUUCAUCGUUUUCCAAGGCCAGUCCCCAGGCUGUAGUGAGUUACGUUCUGCUGGUAUUACUUGUAACUGUGUGGAUUCUUAGAGAGAUUCAGAGAGUGUACUUGUUUGGAACCUUCCGAAACCCCUUUUAUCCCAAGGAUAUCAGGACUGUGACUGUAUUCAUGGAGAAGCAAAGAAGGCUAAUGAAAGUUGGUGUUGUCAGGAGGAUUUUACUAACACUAGUGUCUCCGUUUGCUAUGAUAGCAUUCCUGUCACUAGACCGGUCGCUGCAAAACCUUCAUUCUGUCUCUGUUUCCAUUGGAUUCACAAGAAUAUUUAGGAUGGUAUGGCAGAAUACAGAAAAUGCCCUACUGGACAUUGUGAUUGUGUCAGUAGUGCAAAUGUUGGUGUUCAAUCCAGACCUGUGGUGGAACAAGAGCCUUGAUACAGGAAUCAGACUAUUGCUGGUUGGUAUCCUACGGGAUCGACUGCUUCAGUUUGCCUCAAAGCUGCAAUUUGCCAUAGCCAUUCUUUUGACAUCAUGGACAGAGAAAAAACAGCGUCGUAAAUCUGCUGCCACCUUAAUCACGUUGAACGUGGUUUUCUUCCCAAUCCUGCUGAUCUUCAUUGCCAUCUCUGCGCUCCUUUCUUCUCCACUGCUGCCUCUCUUCACACUACCAGUAUUUCUGAUUGGCUUUCCUAGGCCGAUCCGAAGCUGGCCAGGACCAGUGGGUGCUACAGCGUGUGUUUGUUCUGACACGGUGUACUACCAGCAGAUGGUUCCAAGCCUGGCUCUUGCUCUGCAGUCUGCAUUAGCAGCUGGUAGCUUAGGUCUCUCUCUACCUGGAUCACAUUAUUUGUGCCGUUUUCAGGAUAGACUAAUGUGGAUAUUGGUGCUGGAAAAAGGCUUCACUUACUGUGGUGUUAAUAUCAAGGGACUGGAGCUGCAGGAAACAUCUUGUCAUGCUGCUGAAGCUCACAGGGUGGAUGAGAUUUUUGAAAUGGCCUUUGAACAUCAAGAGCACGCAAAGAUUCUCUCUCUCAAUCACCAUUUUGGACACAUUUUGACUCCUUGUACCGUUCUACCCGUGAGACUGUAUUCUGAUGCCAGAAAUGUGUUAUCUGGAAUAAUUGACUCCCAUGAGAAUUUAAAGCAUCUAAAAGAUGAUUUCAUUAAAGUGCUUGUAUGGAUGCUUGUCCAGUAUUGUUAUAAAAAAUCAAAAGCAUGGGAAACCCUGGGCAGUGCAGACAGGAACAAGAAAGGACCGUUUGCAGGAAAGCAGCACACUGGUGCAGUAGGAGCACCCAGGGCCCUGAGGGACGAAGAGAGCGUUAGCGUUGAUACAGUUGAGGACUGGACUGAUGAUAGUGAUGUUUUUGAUCUCGAACCCAGGGGCAGAAUGAGAGACAGAAAAGAACCUCGGCAUUUGGGAAUGACACCAAAAGUGCAUCUGUCUAUUCCAGGAUCUGUAGAAACACAAAGCCAAGGUGUCCUGCAGGAAAUGUUGCCAGAAGAUAAAUUACACAGGGCUGUUGUGCUUGGGCUUCCUGCUGUAGACAAAGGAAAACAGCAGGAAGUUUUACCUCGGGUUGAGUUUAGUUGCUCUUACUCAGAGCUACUGAGCAUCCCUGAAGAAUGGAGAACAGCCCCAGUGCCUCCUUCCAAAGUCCAUGAAAUGAGGCAGAAGUUUCCAGAAGAAUGGUACCACUUUAUUUUGAGUCAGCUGGACUUUUUUCACCUGAAAGACAAGCCUUCCAAUUUACUUGAUGACCUUAUGAAAGAUAAAGCUUUACAAGACUUAUACGUCCAUGGUGUAUUGUCGUGUUGUUUUGGUCUGUUUGGACUGGAUAACACGGUGCCUGCCCCGAGCCAUGUGUUCAGAGCCUACACUGGUGGUAUUCCUUGGUCUGUAGGCUUGGACUGGCUAACUGGCAAACCAGAGCUGUUCCAACUUGCAUUAAAAGCAUUCAGAUACACUUUUAAACUCAUGGUUGACAAAGCAAGCCUGGGUCCAGUUGAGAACUUCAAAGAGCUCGUUAACUAUCUAGAAGAAUAUGAAAACGACUGGUACAUCGGGCUGGUGUCAGAUCUUGAGUGGCAGCAAGCAGUUCUCCAAGAAAAGCCAUACCUUUUUUCUUUGGGGCAUGAUCGAAAUAUGGGAAUUUACACUGGGCGAGUCCUCACUCUCCAGGAACUGUUAGUACAAGUGGGAAAGCUUAAUGAUGAAGCUGUCCGAGGUCAGUGGGCAAAUCUGUCCUGGGAGCUGCUGUAUGCCACGAACGAUGAUGAAGAACGCUACAGCAUCCAGGCACACCCAGUUCUUCUGAGAAACCUCACUGUGCAAGCUGCAGACCCACCUCUUGGCUACCCUGUUUAUUCUUCUGAGCUUCUGCAUCUGUCUUUGUUCUAGACUGUCCGUAGCACUUCUUUGUUGUUAUUUUCUAUUUUCCAUUUGCCUGUUGGGAAAAUGCUCAUGCUACAUUUAUACGCUAGAAGUAAGACUGAGAAUCGCGCUGGGUGGCAGUGCCAGACCAGUGUAUGUGAUUUGCACAGAAGUGGUGCUAGCCAGAACCUUCAGCAGGCAAGAAGUUCUGUUUUCUUGCUGCUGGAACAUUUGAGACACCAUUGCCAGUGUGGCUGACAAGCCAGGAGAUGCUGAAAUUCUCUUCUCCAGGUUAGAGAAGAGCAGCAUGAUUCUGAUCAUUAACUGUGGUGCGUUCUGAUCUUUUUCUUUCUAAUAGUUGGACAGGUGACUUGCACUGACAGGUUACAGCUCCCUGUAGAACCGUCAACCACAGAGUUGGUAACCAAAGUGUAUAUAUGACUAUUUAUAUGAUUUUUUUUUUUUUUUUUAUUCUGGCCAUUUUAUAUUGGACUGAGUUCAGUUUUAGUACUUGUGAUAAUAUAUGAUUUUGGGUGAUCUUCCUUAGUUGUAGUAAGUUAUCAGCUGUGCUUUUGUGAAGUCGUAAGGAGGAUUUUUACCAAAGUACAUGUUGUGGGGGGCAAAGACGUUCAUAUAAAACAGUUUGCAUUCUGACACGUUAAUAACCCGUAUGGCCUGCUGAUGAAAGUGGGCGAGUGUGGUCAGGGGACAGAUGGAAUUUAAGUCCAAAUGCAUUAAUUUUAUUUCCUUCUUCCAGUAAAACUGUUGUGUGCAUCCUAUGUCCCCAUCACUAAGCCGUCUUCCACAAAUGCAGUGAGUGCUGGAUAACUGAGGGUGGAGCCCAGCUGUCUUUGGCAGAUCUGUUGUUAUGUUUUUGUUCUGGUUUGUUUUUUUUACCUUAGCAGAGCUUAAAACAAUUGGCAAUUGUUUUAUAUUAUUUGAGGUCUCCUUUGAAACAGGUCUGGGUCAUCUCUCCACUUUAUCCUGGUCGUUACCACCAGACAUUAGCACAUAAAUGUAUUUUCUCUGUAGAUCUGUAGUUAUAGUGUAGUUAUUGCUGGUGUAGGUUGAGCAGGAUUAAAUACUCGACUUUCUUCAAGCUGUAGAAUCAAUUUAAAGCACAUCUGCUCUGUAACUGGUAUGGUGUUGGUUUAGAGAACCCUGUCCUGCAUAACCUGGAGCAUGUGUAUUACUUCUGCUCCUCACCUUUAAGAUGUUUUCCUCUUGGAUAAAAUAUGUCACGGGAUUGUGUGCAAUGUACGUGGUUAUUAACUGUGUGUUUUCACCAGUGAAGUAUGCAAACCUUGUAAUGGAAUUCAGAAGUGGUACCAGAACACCCAUCAAACACCAAAGCGUAACUCUUCCACAGUACAGUAUGAAAUUCACAUUGAGUAUUCAUGGAAUCAGCUUUUUAGACAGUGGUUGUUUGGUGUGCCACAGGAGCAUGAACAGCAGAGUGCUGAUAAUGACAAAAACCCUUGCUUGCCCUGUACCUGGAAACAGAGAGUUGUGGACACAGAUCUGCUGAGGGCUUUUACACAGCACCUGCUUCAGCUCCCAGUCAAGGAGGACUAUCCUGGCAAAUGUUUUAUCCAACUUAAAACAUUUCAUACCAGUUGGAAAGGUUGGGAUUGUUGUUUGUUCGUUUCUUUUUUUCUUGUCCAAUUUAAACCUCCCUGCCUCAGUGUACACCUCCUACUGACUUACCUUCACAGACAGUUUAAUUCUUUUGUUUUCUACUUUGUCUUCUGUAAACCAAAUAAACUAGUUGAGAAAAGA